Molecule: messenger RNA, 540 nt
Organism: Lycium barbarum (goji berry)
Lineage: Eukaryota; Viridiplantae; Streptophyta; Magnoliopsida; Solanales; Solanaceae
Exons: 3
Coding region: 1-540 (179 amino acids)
Source: RefSeq, a predicted model, not a curated record
AUGCCCGAGCGUGUCUUACGACAGUUUGGGCAUACACAGAGUAUACCCCCUGAUGUCCGUCAUGAGCUCCGACAUUACCAGCGGGACGAUCGGGUUGCUGUUGAUGAUGAUUUUUUGGCUUUCAUGGAUGUCCAGCUCCACCGUUGGGAGAACAGGUUGGGCACUUUAGCGGUGGUCGGCCAUUUGACUCCCAUUGAGCAUUACAUGCGCUGGUAUCAUCAGAUCACAUGCCGAUUGAUCGGCAACCCAGCUUUGCGUCCCCCUAGGGAUGUAGGAUACUCAGCACUCGCGGGGCAGUACGAGGCAUUGCUGGUGGCCGUACAGCGUUUACGCAUCUUGGGGUUAGAGCAUAUGCCUUACCCUGGGCUUGCGGGGCUUGCCGCGGAGAUGGUUAGGAUUUCUGAGGAUGGUAUCCGGCAGGCAGGCGAGAUUAGGCGCAUGGCGGAGCCUAUUCCGGAGGCUGAGUAUCAGGCAGCACCGGGUGCUCCAAGAGGAGAAGGCCGUGCUGGCAGAGGACGCCGCCGGUGGCAGCUCACCUAG